Dermochelys coriacea (leatherback sea turtle) is the source of this 2558-nucleotide messenger RNA. It is a transcript of the gene RGS7, whose product is annotated as regulator of G protein signaling 7. The record is from RefSeq and is a predicted model, not a curated record. NCBI's taxonomy places the organism in Eukaryota, Metazoa, Chordata, Testudines, Dermochelyidae. The coding region runs from base 721 to 2331 and encodes 536 amino acids. The transcript is spliced from 17 exons. Gene Ontology annotation, biological process: regulation of G protein-coupled receptor signaling pathway; intracellular signal transduction; G protein-coupled receptor signaling pathway.
AAUGAGAGCUGCAGCAGCUCCACCAUUUCUGAAAAGUAGGCCCUUUCACCAUGAAAGUGGCCCUCUACGACCCAAGUUUUAAAACGCUGGCCUCCCUCCGUAAAAACAGGUACAAGGCUGGGCGCAGUGGGUAAUCAGUCAGGGCGCUAUGCUGGAGGAAGAGAGAGGAUGGGACACUUCCCCCCGCUGCCGCCCCGCUCAAGCAUCCGUCCCGGUAGCCCACGUCCUGGGCUUGGCCAGCCCUCCCGCGUUGCCUCAUCUCGUCGACCCCUCGCUGCCAAACCGGCAGGCAGCCGCAGCUCCUUGGCCGCCUCCCGUGGGGCGGGCGGGGAGGAAGGGCUGAGCGCCGCAGCCCCAGAGCCGGCGGCUUUGCCAGUCGCCUGGCGCUGCAGCAGCAGCAGCAGCCGCAGCACCUUUGACGUUCCAUUGCCUCACGUGACGAGGCAGCUCCGUUCCAGGGAGGGGGAGCCGCGGCCGCUCGUGCAAGGCUGCGGGGGAGUCGCAGCCUCCGCGGCGGCAGCAGCAGCAGCAGCAGCCCGGCGGCGCAUUGUUUGUGUGAUGACCGACCCUCGCAUCCCGCCCUCCGCUGCCGGCUGACACGGACCGCGCGGCGCGCGCCGGGAGGAGAGGAGCCGCUGCCGCCGUGCAGCCAGUGAGCUCGGCCCGGGGAGUGGCACAUUGCUCAGCGCAGCCUUUGCAAGAGGACCAUCGCAUUGGGACAUGGCGCAAGGAAAUAAUUAUGGGCAGAGCAGCAACGGGGUGGCUGAUGAAUCCCCAAACAUGCUGGUGUACAGAAAGAUGGAAGAUGUCAUAGCACGGAUGCAGGAUGAGAAAAAUGGGAUUUCUAUUCGUACAGUCAAAAGUUUUCUUUCCAAGAUUCCUAGUGUCUUUUCUGGUUCAGACAUUGUUCAGUGGUUAACGAAGAAUUUAGCUAUAGAAGAUCCAGUGGAAGCUCUACAUUUGGGGACGUUAAUGGCAGCCCAUGGCUAUUUCUUUCCAAUCUCAGACCAUGUUCUAACACUAAAGGAUGAUGGCACCUUUUACCGGUUCCAAACACCCUAUUUUUGGCCAUCAAAUUGUUGGGAGCCGGAAAAUACAGACUAUGCGGUUUACCUCUGCAAGCGAACAAUGCAAAACAAAGCACGGCUUGAGCUAGCAGACUAUGAAGCAGAGAGUUUGGCCAGGCUACAGCGAGCAUUUGCCCGGAAGUGGGAGUUUAUUUUUAUGCAAGCUGAAGCACAAGCAAAAGUGGACAAGAAAAGAGACAAGAUAGAAAGGAAAAUCCUUGAUAGCCAGGAGCGAGCAUUUUGGGAUGUACACAGACCGGUGCCUGGAUGUGUAAACACUACUGAAGUGGAUAUUAAAAAGUCUUCAAGAAUGAAAAAUCCUCACAAAACAAGAAAGUCUGUCUAUGGAUUACAAAAUGACAUUCGAAGUCAUAGUCCUACCCACACAGCAGUACCAGAAAUUAAGCCACCUACAGAAGACGAAUUACACCAAGAGAUAAAAUAUUGGCAAAUACAAUUAGAUAGACAUCGGUUAAAAAUGUCAAAAGUUGCAGAGAGUCUGUUAGCUUACACAGAGCAAUAUGUGGAAUAUGAUCCAUUUCUUGUGCCACCUGACCCCUCUAACCCUUGGCUAUCAGAUGACACUACAUUCUGGGAACUAGAGGUCUGCAAAGAGCCAGGGCAACAGAGGGUAAAGCGAUGGGGUUUUGGCAUGGAUGAAGCAUUGAAGGACACAGUGGGGAGAGAGCAGUUUCUCAAGUUCCUGGAGUCAGAAUUCAGCUCAGAAAACUUAAGGUUCUGGUUAGCAGUUGAAGAUUUGAAGAAGAGACCUAAUCGUGAAGUACCUGCUCGAGUCCAGGAAAUCUGGCAGGAGUUUCUUGCUCCAGGAGCUCCCAGUGCCAUCAAUCUUGAUUCGAAAAGUUAUGACAAAACCACACAGAAUGUGAAAGACCCAGGAAGAUACACGUUUGAAGAUGCUCAGGAGCACAUUUACAAACUGAUGAAAAGUGAUUCCUAUCCUCGUUUUAUACGAUCCAGUGCCUACCAGGAGCUGCUACAGGCCAAGAAAAAGGCAUUACAGACUCCGAGGGACUAUCUAACCUUUCGAUGCCUCCAUUUUGAAAAAUGUCUGCUCACUUCCUCCUUCAUAUCAAGCUGGAUCUGUGUCAUUUUAUUUUCUGCAAGCUCAAGUACAGUGAAAAAAAAAGCUUCUGCUAGACACAGUUUAUUAAAAAAUACAGUCAGUUCACGAACUGGAAGAAAUGUAAAAAAAUAUGCAUAUACUAAUAAAUAUACAUAUGGCAUCACAUUUAUUGCACAAUAAAUUAGCACAGCAGGUUCCAUUUCACUGACAUAUUCACACUGAGAAAGAAAGCCUGUGUCUUUGUCUGUUGUCUGUAUAUUCUCUGUUAAUGUUUCUUGCAUUUAUUUUUAUACCAUAUUUAAAAAAGAACACCUUUGAAUCCAAAUGUAUUAAAGUUGAUCCUUUCUCUGUAAAUUUGUGUAUGUUUAUAUUGUUGUUUUAUCUUUCAUUAAAAGAAGCAGAAUCUC